ACGUCAGUAUGAACAGGAGAUUGUAUCGUUUCCCAGUUAUUCUAAAAUAAUGAUAAAAGUAUCAUUAUCGCAAUAAUGAGUAUCGACGUGUAAUAAAUACGCUUAGGAAUUCGGCUAAUUUAACGCGUGGCGAAUCAAAAAUGCGGUUAAUUAUAUUUUUUUACUUUUUGCUACUGUGUGCGAUAUGCGCUAAAGCAGACAAAAAGGUAAACAAGUAUGUGACCACUUUAAUAGAUGCAAAAUGGAAAGAAACACCCUUAGCUUUGGAAGCUGCUGAAUAUUUGAACGAUGAAAAUCCAAGUUACUUUUGGAAAUUCGUAGAUACUUUCGCCAAUUACGAUUUAAGAAAUGUUACAGAAAAAGAGAACUAUGAUGCUGUUAUUGCAUUUGCUGAAAAAUAUUUAUCCCAGUCGGAGGUAGCAUUAAUGAAGUUAGGAUUGUCUUUGCGAAUUUAUUCGGCACGAGUGGAAAUGUUUACACAGAUGGCAGAAAAUAAAAAUAUCUCUGUUUUUGAUUGUUAUAACGUAGUAAACGUUGGUGGAGUGUUUACCUGUUCUUUGGAAGAAUUGGAGGAACUAGCCAGUCAAGAUACUUGGUUACAUCCAGAUACUUAUAGCGUGGAUCAUCGUUAUCACACAUCUCAACAGUCAGAAAAAAUUAUUAUAUUGUACGGUCAGAUAGGAACGCCAAAAUUCUCAGAUUUUCAUAAUAAAUUAAAAAAUCUUGCAGAAACCAAAGGAAUUAAUUACAUUUUGCGACAUUAUUUAAAGGAUAGAUCAGACAAAAAUGUACGUUUGUCAGGAUAUGGGGUAGAAUUGCAGAUGAAGUCCACUGAAUAUAAAGCAACAGAUGAUUCAGAUAUCAAAGAUAAUGCAGGAAAAGAUUCAGAGACCACAAAUGACAGCAUGGAAGAAAUAGAUGGAAUUAAUUUUGUAACAUUAAAAAAAUUGUUUCCUGACAAGCAGUCAGAGCUGGAUAAAUUACAAAUUCAUUUACUUGAAACUAGUCAUGAAAUUGGUGCUCUAAAAGUGUGGCAAUUUCAAGAAUUAAGUCAUCAAGCAGCUGAAAGAAUAAUGAAUUCUCCCACAAACGAGGCUAUUAACAUUUUAACAGAUAUUUCACAAAAUUUUCCAAUGCAAGCAAAAUCACUGAUUAGAACAAAAGUGAACAACGAAAUGAAGAAAGAAAUGAAACUCAAUCAAGCGAUGUUUUCUACAAGCUUGAAUAUACAACCCACAGAUACAGCGCUUUUUAUUAAUGGAUUAUUUUUCGAUUUAGAAGCAGUAGAUGUUCUCAGUCUCUUAGAAUCAUUAAGAAGCGAAUUAAGAGUAAUGGAAUCUCUUCGUAAGAUCGGAUUUAGUAAUAAAGAGAUGAGUACAUUGCUGGCUUUGGACUUAUCUACUAACAUGGAUAAGCAAGAAUUUGCAAUGGAUAUAAGAGAUUCAGCGAUAAACUGGAUAAACGACAUCGAACAGGAUUCAGCUUACGCGAGAUGGUCGUCAUCGUUAACAGAAUUACUAAGACCAACCUUUCCUGGAAUGCUUAGAAAUAUCAGGAGAAAUUUAUACAAUUUGGUAUUAAUUAUCAACCCUCUAAGUGGAGAAUCCACUCCUUUGCUAACUUUAGCACAAUCUUUAUAUUUACAUUCCGCACCAUUAAGAGUAGGUUUCGUUUUUGUAACGAAUUACAAUACGUCUAUAACUGGAUUGAGUGAUGCUAGUGUCGCCGUUAACAAUGCAUUUCAUUACUUCGUGGAAACUAAAGGAUCGGAACAUGCUUUGCAAUUUCUGAUAGACUUAGGAAAUUACAUUGGGCCAGAUGAUGCGGACGUAGAGGAUGUAAAGAAAGCAAUAAAAGUGCAAGAUUCAUCUGCUAACAUAAAUUAUAUCCUUGGUGAAGAAUCUGAAUAUGACGUAGGACGUCAUUUAGCUAACGACUUUGUAAAGCGGUCUGGUUUUAAAAAAUUCCCGCAAGCUUUGUUAAAUGGCGUACCUUUGUCAUCUGAUCAAUUGAAUGCCAAUUCAUUCGAAGAAGCUGUUCUAUCUACGAUCAUGUCGCAAACGCCUUCAUUGCAAAAAGCAGUAUACCGAGGAGAAAUAACCGAAGGAGAUGAUGUAGUCGAUUACAUCAUGAAUCAGCCGAAUGUUAUGCCUCGCUUAAACGAACGAAUAUUAAAACCAGAGAAACACACUUGGUUAAAUUUAAUUGGCAGUAUACCAAACGAUGAAGAUUACACUAAAUGGAGUCCCCAAGAUUUAUCAACCUGGUUGAUGAACAAAAUGCGUUAUAUGUAUGUACCACGUCGUACAAGUGUGCAUCACCUAUAUACCUUUUGGAUUGUAGCAAAUUUAAAUGAUCCGGAAGGCAGACGUUUAUUACGUGAGGCACUUGAAUACAUAGAAUCAAAUGCAGAUGUCAGAAUUACUGUAAUCGUUAAUCCCCUCGUCAAUACCAGUGAUGAUGAUGAUGAUACGAUUGACAUUAAUCAAAUAGUUUUAGCUGCGUUACACAGUCUACCGGUAGAGAAGUCUAUACGGUUUAUUCGUAACAUAAUUAAGGAAGAUGCCGUUGCUAGCGACGACAAAGUUGAUGUGGAGGAAGAGGCUGUGAAAGAACGGUUGAAAAAUCAAGCCGAUGAAUUGUUUGUGCAUCGUCGAUACGUCAAGACGGUACUAAAUUUGGAACAAGGAGACAGAGCGAUCGUAUGCAAUGGACGAUUAAUCGGUCCUUUAGAUGAGGGCGAGGAAUUUACAAGCGAAGAUUUUUCGUUGUUGGAAAGAUUCAGUCAAAGUACUUAUGACGAUAAAUUAUUCAAGAAAUUGAUAAAGGGACAAUUGUUGGAAAAUGACGAGUAUGAAAGAAGCGAAAUCACCGAUGAUAUGAUAAUGAAAAUUACAUCCUUGUUAGCAUCACAUCCUCAGACACGAAGUCGAUUUCACGUUCCUUUUCACGGUGAUGAAUACAGUGCCAUAAAGGUUCCAGCGAUGAAUCCGGACGAAGUGGCAUUUAACUUAAUCGCUAUUGUCGAUCCAGUAUCUCGCGGCGCUCAAAAAUUGGGACCGAUUUUGAAGACGCUUCAACAGUCUCUGAACUGUAACGUUAAAGUGUUUUUAAACUGUUUGGACAAAAAUAGUGACAUGCCAUUAAAAAGCUUUUAUCGCUUCGUGUUCGAACCUCAGCUACAAUUCUCCACUGAUGGACGUGUUAAUGGUGCUAUGGCGAAAUUUACAAAAUUGCCAACUUCGUCUCUUUUGACGCAAUAUAUUCACGCACCAGAAAAUUGGUUAGUGGAAGUAGUCAGGAGCGUUUACGAUUUAGACAACAUAAAGCUGGACAAUGUCGCAAUUGGAGUGCACAGCGAAUUCGAAUUAGAACAUUUGCUACUCGAAGGUCAUUGUUUCGAAGCAGUAAUCGGAAACCCACCUCGCGGAUUACAAAUCACACUGGGAACAGAAAAGCAACCGUUAAUGGUGGACACUAUAGUAAUGGCAAACCUGGGAUAUUUUCAGUUAAAAGCUAACCCAGGCGAAUGGGUGUUGCGUCUUCGGCAAGGACGGUCGGCGGAAAUCUAUGAUUUCACAACUAUCGGUGGUCAAGAUGUUUUGCAGAACGGCAAUGACGUGAAAGUUGUGAUAAGCUCUUUAAGAAGCCACGUGUUGAAAGUCAAAGUAUCCAAAAAGCCGGACAAAAUGGGAAUGGAUCUUCUAUCGGAAGACGAUAAAAGUUCUGGCUUGUGGAACUCUAUCUCUAGCUUUUCCAAAUUUUGGACAUUUACAACAGCAGAAGACAGCGAUGAUCAGGAUGAAAAAUUAAAUAUCUUCUCUUUAGCCUCUGGACACUUGUACGAAAGAUUUUUGAAAAUUAUGAUGUUGAGUGUUAUAAAACAUACCAAAAGCCCCGUAAAAUUUUGGUUCUUGAAGAAUUAUCUUUCACCAACGCUGAAAGACUUCUUACCGCACAUGGCAAAAGAAUACGGUUUCGAGUAUGAAUUAGUACAGUACAAAUGGCCUCGUUGGCUCCAUCAACAGACUGAAAAACAAAGGACCAUAUGGGGCUACAAGAUACUAUUUUUAGACGUGUUGUUUCCGUUAAACGUUAAAAAGAUAAUAUUCGUUGAUGCUGAUCAGGUUGUAAGAGCUGAUUUAAAAGAAUUAGCGACCAUGGAUCUCGCCGGCGCACCAUAUGCAUACACUCCAUUUUGUGACAGUAGAAAGGAAAUGGACGGCUUUAGAUUUUGGAAGCAAGGUUACUGGCGAAAUCAUUUACAGGGACGCUCUUAUCAUAUUAGUGCUCUGUACGUGGUGGAUUUGAAGCGAUUCCGACGCAUUGCAGCCGGAGAUCGAUUGAGAGGACAGUACCAAGCACUGAGUCAAGAUCCUAAUAGUUUGGCUAAUUUGGACCAAGAUCUUCCCAACAAUAUGAUUCAUCAAGUAGCUAUCAAAACAUUGCCACAGGAGUGGUUAUGGUGCGAGACUUGGUGCGACGAUGAAUCCAAGAGAUAUGCUAAAACUAUAGAUCUGUGUAACAAUCCAAUGACGAAAGAGGCUAAAUUACAAGCUGCCGUACGUAUAUUACCGGAAUGGAUAGGUUACGACGAAGAAAUAAAAGCUUUACAGUUGAAGCUAGAAAAUGAGAAUAGACAAACGGAGAAGGAAGAAAACGAAACAUUCGAAGAUAUGGAAGCUUUUGCGAAGCACGAAGAACUAUAAGCAGAAAUGAUACAAAGAACGAAUUUUCACUUUUUAAAGAGAAGAAUUUUAUGAAAAAUUUUCCAAAACUAAAUGAAUCGUCUCAAUAUUCGUAAACACGUUGUUUCGCAUGUUUUUUUUAAAGGUAAAAAUAUUGCAAAUUGCAAGACAAAAUGAAUCGCACCAUGGACUGACCGUACUUGAAAUUCAGCGAAACAUUCAGUCAUUUGGAGCUGGAUCGUGGUUAUCGUAAUAUUCUAGUAGUUAAUUGUAGACUGGGAACUAUGUCCGUGCCGAUAACAUGAUUGUGAUUUUGUAUUGUCUACUUUAUAGCUGUAAGAAAUAAACUUGUAACGUUUGUAA
This is a messenger RNA of Frieseomelitta varia, 5051 nucleotides long. It is a transcript of the gene Uggt, whose product is annotated as UDP-glucose:glycoprotein glucosyltransferase. NCBI's taxonomy places the organism in Eukaryota, Metazoa, Arthropoda, Insecta, Hymenoptera, Apidae. The coding region runs from base 141 to 4709 and encodes 1522 amino acids. Gene Ontology annotation, molecular function: UDP-glucose:glycoprotein glucosyltransferase activity. Gene Ontology annotation, cellular component: endoplasmic reticulum. The record is from RefSeq and is a predicted model, not a curated record. The transcript has 24 exons.